UCCAAACUGUGGAAACUUCUUCCCACAGCACAACCAUGGCCCAAGCUCUUGGGUGGCUGCUGCUGCUAUUCUUCUGUUGCUCUGCUCAUAGUUUUCUCUGGAGACGGACUCGUGGUGCCCAUCAGACCAAAGGGAUGCACCCAACUCGUUCCUUCCUGCAAAAGUUGGACCAUUUUAGCAAAAAUUCUUCACAGCUAUGGCCACAGAGAUAUUUCAUUAAUGAUGCCUUCUACAAACCUGGAGGGCCAGUAUUUCUGAACAUUGGAGGGUCAGAGACUGUCUGUGAAUACUGGAUAUCAACGCAUACUACCUGGGUUCCAUAUGCUGAGAGAUUGGGCGCCCUCUUCAUACUUCUGGAACACAGGUUUUACGGACACAGCCAACCAACAGGAGAUCUGAGUACUGCCAGCCUCCGCUACCUCAGCAGCAGGCAAGCCUUGGCUGACAUUGUGAACUUCCGAAUUAAAAUAGCAGAAAAGAUGGGACUCACCAAAAAUAAAUGGGUUGCAUUUGGCUGCUCUUACGGUGGCUCCCUUGCAGUGUGGUCGAGAAUAAAACACCCUGACCUGUUUGCUGCAGCAGUGGGCAGCAGUGCACCGAUCCAAGCAAAAGCUAAUUUUUAUGAGUACCUUGAAGUUGUUCAAAGAUCUCUAACCACUCAUAACAACAAAUGUUUUCAGGCAGUGAAAGAGGCUUUUGAUGAAAUUACAAAGAUGCUGAGACUUCGAAAAUACUAUAGUAAGCUUGAAUAUGAUUUCAGAUUAUGUAAACCUCUUAAACUUUACUCAGCAAUGGACAAAGCCUAUCUUGUAGAACAUUUGAUCAUUCCUGUUGAGAUCGCUGUUCAGCUUAAUAGGAAUGAAAAGAACGAUAAGGGAGAAAAGGUUUCAUUCAGCAUGGAUGAAAUUUGUGACAUGAUGGCUAACACCUCACUGGGUUCACCAUACUAUAGAUAUGUUGGAAUUAUACAUUUCAUAUUCAAGACUAAACAUUUGCCUUGCUUUGCUGCACAUUACAGAAAGAAACUGGAAUUCCUCUUGGACUCUUCCUUCAACCACCACAAUCCUACAAAAGGCAGGCAAUUCUUCUAUCAGUCUUGCACUGAAUUUGGGUUCUUUCAGACCACGGAUUCAAAGAACCAGCCCUUCACUGGGUUGCCUCUCCGUUAUUUUCUUCAACAAUGUUCUGAUUUCUUUGGCCCUAAGUUCAAUAAUGAUUCACUGAACACGGGUAUUAUGUCCACCAAUGCGUACUAUGGUGGCUUCAACGUGACGGGAAGUAAAAUCAUCUUUCCCAAUGGUUCGUUUGAUCCUUGGCAUGUUUUGGGAAUCACAAAGGAUAUCAAUAAAGAUUUGCCUGCUGUCUUCAUUAAAGGUGCAGGACAUUGUGCAGACAUGUUCAAACAAGAUAUUGAUUCACCUGAACUACUUGAAGCACGAGAAAAAAUCUUCCAGAUUCUACAACAAUGGCUAAAGCAAUAGAUUUCUCUGAAAAAUAAAUACAACAGAACCUGAAA
Messenger RNA from Loxodonta africana (African savanna elephant), 1516 nucleotides. Its product is annotated as putative serine protease K12H4.7. Gene Ontology annotation, biological process: proteolysis. The transcript is spliced from 9 exons. Lineage: Eukaryota; Metazoa; Chordata; Mammalia; Proboscidea; Elephantidae. Gene Ontology annotation, molecular function: serine-type exopeptidase activity; dipeptidyl-peptidase activity. The record is from RefSeq and is a predicted model, not a curated record. The coding region runs from base 36 to 1481 and encodes 481 amino acids.